UUUGAAUGGACAUUUGUGCAAUAUAUAAGUCUGGUAUCCUAUUAGACCAUCUCCAGUGGUGCGCGCUUUGAUUACUCAGUAACAGCUCCGAUCUCUCGGCGAAGGCGCACUGAUUUCCCACACCAACUAUGUUGUUCUUCUCGUAUUUCAAGGAUUUGGUGGGGAGGGAAGUGACGGUGGAAUUGAAGAACGAUUUAGCGAUUAGAGGGACUCUACAUUCGGUUGAUCAAUAUCUCAACAUUAAGCUGGAGAAUACUAGGGUUGUUGAUCAGGACAAGUACCCCCAUAUGCUUUCAGUGCGAAACUGCUUCAUUCGAGGAUCUGUCGUCCGAUACGUCCAAUUGCCACCCGAGGGAGUUGAUGUUGAGCUUCUGCAUGAUGCCACUAGAAGAGAAGCACGAGGGGGCUAACUCUCAGUGACCGAAGCUUUGUUAUGAGCUCGAAGCAGUGAUUCUUUGUCUCAAGUUUGGGAGACUUUUUACUCCUGCAUUACUUGGAAAUAGUAUUUCUUUUCAAAUUCGAGCAUAGGCUAUUUGGAUAUAGACAUUUGUGUAGUUGACAUUGAUUAAUCUUAAUAUCAAAUCCUCACAUACGAUUUUAUAUAUGGAUUAUUAGAUGA
This is a messenger RNA of Salvia hispanica, 619 nucleotides long. Its product is annotated as sm-like protein LSM2. Gene Ontology annotation, cellular component: Lsm1-7-Pat1 complex; precatalytic spliceosome; catalytic step 2 spliceosome. NCBI's taxonomy places the organism in Eukaryota, Viridiplantae, Streptophyta, Magnoliopsida, Lamiales, Lamiaceae. The record is from RefSeq and is a predicted model, not a curated record. Gene Ontology annotation, molecular function: RNA binding. Gene Ontology annotation, biological process: mRNA splicing, via spliceosome.